This is a messenger RNA of Colletotrichum truncatum, 1605 nucleotides long. The record is from RefSeq and is a predicted model, not a curated record. Lineage: Eukaryota; Fungi; Ascomycota; Sordariomycetes; Glomerellales; Glomerellaceae.
AUGGGUGGCCUUCGCGCGGUCGAGGAUCGGCCCACGCCGAAAGAGGUGUACAACUGGCGCCUCUACAUUGAGUCGUCCAUCAUCGCCAUGGGAUCAUUGCUCUUCGGUUACGACUCGGCCUUCAUCGGAACGACAAUCUCACGCGCCAGUUUCGUGAGAGACUUCGGCAUAACCUCAGCUACAUCUAAGGAGAUAUCCUCCAACAUCACUUCGGCCUUCCAGGCCGGCGCUCUUGGCGGCGCGCUUAUAGCUAAUUUGUCUUUGACAGUCACCGAGCGUGUCGGACGCAAAUGGGCCUUAAUUAUCAGCAACCUUGUCUUCAUCGCCGGGGCGGUGCCUAUGGUCGCUGCCACCAACGACCUAGCUUCCAUGUACGCCGGUAGAGCCCUGACUGGCUGGGGAUGUGGCGUUAUCACUGCGACUGUGCCCUCCUAUAUUGCUGAACUAUCCAUUCCCUCGAUCCGUGGUAUCUUGACCGGUUUGUUCGAAGUUACAUACCAAACAGGCUCUCUUGUCGGCUUCUGGAUCAACUACGGCAUCAACCAAAACAUGAACCCCAGAAGCUCGGCGUCUUGGAGGCUACCAAUGGCUGUUCAGCUCAUUCCUGCAGCUGCCUUGCUUGUUGGCGGCUUUUUUCUGCAUGAGUCGCCUCUCUGGCUUUACCGCAAGGGUCGCGAAGAAGAGGGAACCAAGGUACUUGUCGCGUUGAGGCAUUUACCAGCUGAUCAUCAGUAUAUGCAAGAAGAGGUGGGAAUGAUUCGCGCUAGGCUUGCCGAAGAGGCUGAACUGUCAAAAGCCUACGGUAGCGGUUUCUACGCCUACAUCCGUGGCGCACUGUUUGAGUUGUCGCGUAAGGGAAUGUGGAAUCGUCUGCUUUUGGUCUUUAUUUCAUUCUCCCUGCAGAACAUGUCGGGUGCUGCUGCUAUUAACUAUUAUUCCCCUAUGCUCUUCGGAUCCAUUGGAAUCACAGAUGUAGCUUUGUACACUGGCAUCUAUGGCUUAGUCAAGGCGGUUGCGUCCAUUAUAUUCUACGGUGCUCUCAUUGAUAUUUGGGGCCGCCGUAGACCAACCAUCAUCUCUUCACUGGCUUGCUCACUGUGUCUUUGGUUUGUGGGCGCAUAUGUAAAGGUCGGUAACCCAGCGCCAAUUAUCGCCGCUGGCAAGGAGCUCUCCUCGUCAACCGAGGCUGGUGGGCGAGCCGCCACAGCAGCCAUCAUGAUAUACUCCGUUUUUUGGUCUUUUGGCCUUAACGGAAUCCCGUGGAUUGUCUCGGCGGAAAUCUUCCCUGGUGCUCUUCGCAACCUCACAGGAACAUUCGCCGCAUUCACCCAAUGGCUGAUUCAAUUCAUUAUCACCAAGGCGUUGCCAUACAUCUUCGCCAGCCUCGACUUCGGCGUGUGGUUCUUCUUCGCCUGCUGGAUGCUCACAGCCACUGUCUGGGCCUACUUCUUCUUGCCUGAGACCAAGGGUGUCACGUUGGACCAAAUGGAUGUACUCUUCGGCUACGAGGGCGAUCGCCAAACACAUGGCCAGACACUCAAAGCAGAUGAUUCCAAAAGCGUCGACCACGAUGUUCACGAAGUUGAUGAAGCUGGUAAAGUAUAG